AUGAGCAUAGAAAUACCCGUGUCCACAUAUAAGGACGUUACUAAGGAACAGACGCUGCAGAACCCAUUGGCUCGACUUGUGCCGGGUCAAAGGAUCGUGGAGAUUCCAGAGUAUGCUUUGGAGUGCGGUGAAGUCUUGACCAACUUCCCUGUGGCCUACAAGACGUGGGGGAAACUUAAUAAAGACCGUGAUAAUGUAUUAUUGAUAUGUCACGCUUUGACGGGGUCAUGUGAUGUUCAAGACUGGUGGGGUCCCUUGCUUGGAACAGAAAAGACUUUUGAUCCCAGUCGAUUUUUUAUUAUAUGUAUCAACUUUUUGGGGUCGCCUUAUGGAUCUGUAUCGCCCUUGACCAUAGAUAAGGCCACAGGUAAGCCAUAUGGACCGUUAUUCCCCUUGGUUACGGUUAAGGACGAUGUAGGGGUGCAGAAGUUGGUUCUAGACUCGCUUGGCAUCAACAGCAUUGCUUGUGUCAUUGGAGGGUCCAUGGGGGGGAUGAUAACGUUAGAGUUCUCAUCUACUUUCAAUGGUUCGGGGUAUAUCAAAUCCAUUAUCGCAUUGGCUACGGCUGCUAGAGCAUCUGCUUGGUGUAUUUCAUGGAACGAGACCCAAAGACAGUCGAUCUUUAGUGAUCCGUAUUACGAUGAUGGCUAUUACUAUGAGAGUGGCAAUUCUCCUAAUUCAGGUCUUUCUGCUGCUCGAAUGGCGGCAUUAUUAACGUAUAGAUCCAGGAACUCGUUUGAAACGAGAUUUGGAAGGAAGCUUCCUUCAUCGUCAUCGUCAUUAUCAUCGUCAGUAACAGAGUCAAGAAUAUAUCCUAAGACCAAUGAGGAAGAGAACUGGUUAGCUCAUAAUGAAGGUUCAACCAGAGCACGUAGUGGGACUGCCAAUGGUACUAUUACUAACGGUACUGCUGCUACUAACGGUACUACUAACGGUACCACUUCUAAUGGUAAUAAUGCUGGUAGUAGUACUACCAUCAACAAGCCACAGACCUACUUCACUGCUCAAUCGUAUUUAAGAUAUCAAGGCAACAAGUUUAUUAAAAGAUUUGAUGCUAAUUGCUACAUUUCCAUCUCUAGAAAGUUGGACACUCAUGAUAUAACAAGAGGCAAAGUUGACUUUGACCAAGUGGGUAAUCAAGACCCUUUACCUUCCUAUUUAAAGACGCUUUCCUUACCUCAUUUGAUCAUUGGCAUUACAUCUGAUGGGCUAUUCACUUUCGGUGAACAGCAGUUGUUAGGAGAUUGUAUUCCGGAUUCAGAACUACACAAGUUGAAUUCACCUGAAGGUCAUGAUGCCUUUCUACUUGAAUUUGAAACCAUUGAUAAGCUUUGUCUAGACUUUUUAAACAGGAAAUUGGGUGAGUAUUACGAUCCUACCUCGGAAAAGUAUAUAGAUUUCCCUGAUUGGCCCAAAUAUGUUGAUACCGUGGUUGAUAACGGUGGAGAAUCUGUGUUUGGAGAAGUGGAAAAGAAUAUAACCAAUUGGUGA
Messenger RNA from Lizanozyma spartinae, 1491 nucleotides. It is a transcript of the gene MET2, whose product is annotated as homoserine O-acetyltransferase. The transcript has a single exon. The record is from RefSeq and is a predicted model, not a curated record. The coding region runs from base 1 to 1491 and encodes 496 amino acids. Gene Ontology annotation, biological process: L-homoserine metabolic process. Gene Ontology annotation, molecular function: homoserine O-acetyltransferase activity. NCBI's taxonomy places the organism in Eukaryota, Fungi, Ascomycota, Pichiomycetes, Serinales, Debaryomycetaceae.